Molecule: messenger RNA, 1047 nt
Organism: Sinocyclocheilus anshuiensis
Lineage: Eukaryota; Metazoa; Chordata; Actinopteri; Cypriniformes; Cyprinidae
Exons: 5
Coding region: 1-636 (211 amino acids)
Source: RefSeq, a predicted model, not a curated record
AUGAAGAACUGCUCUGGAAGAGCUCAAACAUGGAGCCAGACCAAAAACACUGUGAUGUGUCUCUUGCACAGCGUCCUGUGGUUGUUUCUGCUGUUGCUUCCUGGGCUGUUCCUCCUUCCCCUCCAUCCCUGCCCGGCUCCUCCUCCUCCUCCUCCUCCUCCUCCUUCCUGGGCUGUUCCUCCUUCCCCUCCGUCCCUGCCCAGCUCUGUCCCCUCUUCCUCCUCUCUGGCCGGGGCUCGUCUGAUUCCUCCUCUGCUGAGGGAGCAGUCCUGGAGCGUUCACCCUCACCAGGCCUUUCUGCUCUUCUGCCUGGCCUUGGGUCCUAGAGAUGUAAGUGUUGAGUGGCACAUAAACGGGCAGAAGCUCGAGACUCCUGUCACUGAAUACAGACACGUGGUUUCCCAUGAUGCCGUGCUGGUGAGCAGCUGGCUGAGGGAGGAGGCUUUGAAUAAAGGCGUCCAGUACGAGUGUACAGCGGUGUCUGCAGCGGGAAGCCACGCGUCGAGAGUGGAGCUUCGGCUCGACAGCAGAGACGAGGCCGUGGAGCGCUGGAGAACCGCUCUGACCGAGCACAACACACUCCUGCAGCAGUGGAAGAAAGCAUGGGAGAGCUGUGACGGAGAGGGUGUUCUCUGAAGCGGCUCAUUAUCGCUCAUCAUGUUAUCAUUUUCUGACUCCAGGGACAGACACUUGGACGAGAGCACACACACACACACACACAGCUCAUGUCACACUGGUGUUGUGUGGUGGUUUCUUCUCUCACAGAAGAACUCUCCGAGUCUGUUCCCGAUCCGUGGAUCCCGUCAGGAUUCCAGGCUGUUGGAGAGAUCUGUGGAGGACGAGUGCGGUGAGACGGGCCUCUCAGGCCUCAGCCGUCCACACACUUCUAUUUAUACUCCCUCCAUCCUCGAGAGCAAGUGACAGCGGCUCAUGUUAGUGAAAGCAACAUUUGUUUUUAUAAUAGUCCUCUUGAGUUAUUUAAAUAAUCGUGUGUUUAUCUGAGCAGAUAUAUUUCAAAGAAGUUACUGGUCCUCCAAAAGAGGUUGC